CAGUGCUGUACGUGCUGCUCUCACGAGUCACACUCUCGCUCUCCCUGUCCGAGGUUGGGUACAGUGCAUAACGAUUCAGCGCAGCGGAAAUAUCGGACGUGCGCAUCGCAUUCUACUGGGAAGACCGACUACACGGCAGCUACAGCACGAUAUUCGACAAGACAAUAAAAAUCGAAGAGAAAGAUUACAUUAUCGAGCGCCUUGACCUAGCAUCGAUGAAUCGACCGAGAGGCGGAGGCUAUUCUGAAUCUGCACCCACCAGGGACCUGGACUGAUGCAUGACCGCCAGCUUGUUUUUGUGUCAAAUUGCGCGUUUCACUCCUGAAUGUUAAGUGGACAAAUUAUGUGGACGUGAGGAUUAUGCGCAGUCAUUCAGCGUGCGUGUUUCAUUCGGGGUCCUUUGUUGUUGCGCGAACGAGAAGUGGAUUUUGAUGCGGACAGAACAGAUACCAACCACACUCUCUCUAUGGUCGUGUUUCCCAUCCGGAGCCUUGGCUAGCUCGCUAGCAAGCAAGCCAGCAACAUAACGCACAUCACAGCGACGGCAGGGGAGGACUACCAGCCCGUGUCCAUGGACAGCACGUCCAUCAUAACCCAGGUCGCAAAUCCCAAGGAUGAGGAAAUCAUAACAUGCCAAGAGAAAGUUCCCCACUCCAAUGGCAGUCUUAAGAAGCACCGCAGUCGCAGCAUCUUCAGUCCCUUCUUCUGCUGUUUUCGCAACUACAAUGUGGAGGCUCCCAGCACCAAAACCCCCACACCACCCCCUGCUGCCGCACAGGAGAACGGCAGCCCACCCAAGUGUGAACAGGUGCAGGUUAUUUCCAUCCCCAGUUCUCCUGCUAAAUUCCUGCUUCCCGAGGUGACCAGAGAUGACUAUGGGAAGAACUGUGUGGUCAUUGACCUGGAUGAGACUCUGGUACACAGCUCCUUCAAGCCAAUCAACAAUGCCGACUUCAUUGUCCCUGUGGAGAUCGAUGGGACCGUUCAUCAGGUGUACGUCCUUAAGAGGCCGCAUGUGGACGAGUUUCUGCAAAAGAUGGGAGAGCUGUUCGAGUGUGUCCUCUUCACAGCCAGCCUAGCCAAGUACGCGGACCCCGUAGCGGAUCUCCUGGACCAGUGGGGUGUGUUCCGCGCGCGUCUCUUCAGGGAGUCCUGCGUGUUCCACCGGGGGAACUACGUGAAGGACCUCAGCCGACUGGGCAGGGAACUCAGCAGAGUCAUCAUAGUGGACAACUCACCUGCGUCCUACAUCUUCCACCCAGAGAACGCUGUGCCGGUGCAGUCCUGGUUUGACGACAUGUCGGAUACGGAGCUUCUGGACCUCAUCCCCGUCUUCGAGGGACUCAGCACAGAGUCAGACAUUUACACUAUGUUACAGAACCUACGCGCCAGGUAGCAGACUAUACAUACGUAAAUACAUACACACACACACACACACAUACACACACACACACACACAAACCUCCUCCCAUAUCCUCAGCUCAAUCUGUAGCCCAACCUUCCCCCAUUGACUUAGAACUCGUCCUUCACAGACACACACACACACACACACACACACACACACACACACACACACACAUUCAUUGUGCCGCAGCCUUGGCUCAGAUUGUGGCUGUUCGGGUGGCAUCCUGAGGAGGGCGCCAGUGUCCAACACAGCAGACAGCAGAGCUCAUCUGCACACACACACACAUCCACACACAUAUGAACAGUGGUGCUCUCCACCCCGGCCCUUCAAAAGUGAGAAGUGGAGCUUUACCCUCCUACCAUCUGUGGACUAUUCGGACUCCAAUGGGCUACUGUGGAACUCUGCGUAGUAUAGACGUAUACAUGACAUAUAUGCUUGUAUAUGCAUAUGUAUAUACAUCUGUGAACUCCAGUGGGAUUACAGUGGGACUCCAGCGUAGACAUACAUACAUAAAGAAAUACAGAUAUUUACGUAUAAAUAACAUAUAUUUAUACGUAUAUGUGUAUGCACAGGUAUGUAUGUCUAUGAACUCCUCUGGCACUUUGGCCCAAACACACUAAAAGUGACUAGAGCAACAACGGCGACGGAAGUAAUUGACUUUGUAUGGAGGAGCUGGCAACAGAAGAGACAAAUGCAAUUUGGGCGACAGAAGACAAUUUGAGCGACUUGAGUGUCAUUUGCUAGUUGAACUUCAGCGAAUAUUGUGCUAAUGAGCUACGAUGCAGUUCGGCGACAACCACUGCAGCGAAUUGGAAUGUCGGAAUCCUUUUAUCGGUCAUACUCUGUCGCUUUUAUCGCUUGUGUCGCUCUUGCUAUUAAGACAGUCCAGCGACUCUUUGUAGCUUUUGUCUCUUCUGGCGUGUUUUGCACCGUAAAGACAGACUAAAGCCCCUGUGAGAUGGACAUGGAGAUGUGAUGGACAUUGGAAGAUUUGUGAGAUGGCCAUGAUGGACGUGUAAAUAGACUCUGAUUCUCGUUCUGACCUCCAGAAGGGAGAAGCAACAUGACGGGAAACUCUAGAAACCUACUUUUGUACCAGAAGGACACAAGAGCCAGCUAACCUCUUGAUUACCUACAGUAUAUAUUUACCAAAAAACAAACAAAAAAGUCCAUAAAAAGGAAACAAACAGACAGACAAAAGAACAAGCAGAAGCAUAUUGCUAUUUCUAUAAGAGAGGUCUUUGCUGUCCCGCGCAUCACAGUCAGAGUUGGCCAAAGUGAAAUCAGAAGUAAAAGAACAAAACCUGACAUAGUUUCCCUCCAACACAAGUAACUUCACUGAGUAACUGGUCUACAGUUACUAUGGAGCGUUUUUUUUUCUUCUCAUCUACCCACCUCAUUAGGUGUAAUGGCAUAACUGGUGUAACUGUUAAGUAACAUUAUGUACUAGUGUUGCACUAACAACAUACAUUGGUAAAACUUAACUUGACAUACGUAUGACAUAACAGUGUCCUAACACAGCCAUUGACAUGUCAUAAACAUUAUGUCCAUGUUAUGAACAUAUUACUGUUGUCAUCGAGUGAUAUUAGGUUCUGAUAAACACAGCCCUAACAAUGUCAACUUUUCAUGAACAUAAAAUGUUUAUGACAUUGACAGCAUGUUUAUGACUCGUCCAUGGCUGUGUCAUGACACUUUUUUGACAUUACUAGGACACUGUUAUGUCACGCGCAUGACGCCGGUGUCAAGUAGAAGUGUAACUCAUACAUUUACUUCCACUUUGACUUUGGCUACCUCUGAUGGUGGUCAUGAUGUUUAGUUGUCGCUAUGCAGUGCGCUUCUCUAUCUCUCUGGAUCUACUGUGAUGCUCUCCUCCUCCUUCUCUCAGCCCUACAAGUGCCUUCAGGUGUCUCGGUUUGUUUGAGCAAGAUUUGCUUUCUUCAUUUCUUUAUUUAUUGAUUUCGUAUGUUGCUUAUUUACAGAGAAACCCAACCUUUAAACAGUGUAAUGAGAAGACUGCGUGAAAUAUGUCUGUAUUGUUUUAUUUUAUUUGAAAUCUUAUUUAUGAAGAUGAGUGUUGGAGUGUGGGGUUUGCCACAUGGGGAAUUCAGCUGUUUAUUAACGUGACAGAUGUCUUCAGAGUUUGAUAUUUGUUGGCAACACUUUAGAUUAACAGUUGCUAAAAAGCUUUUGAAACACUUUGUAGAUAAUUAACUUCUACUCAACAAAACAUUAACAAACGUUUGUAAAUCAGUAAGAAACACUAUGUUAACACAGCAGACGCGUCACAUCUGCAACAGUGGCAUUAGUCCUGGAAGUUUGCAAAAAGGAAAAAGAUGAAGCCGCUGGAUAUAGAACAGUCCGGCAGGGAAACAAACAUCAAGCACAUCCAGCAGGUGCAGAGUUCCUCUCCGCUGUGGAAAUGUAAGUUGGUUCUUACUCAUUUGCAAACACUAUAAAAUAUGUUUGGUUUAUUACUAUUUAUAUUAUUAAAAUGUGUUUAUAAAGUGUUCAUAAAGCUUUUUAAGGGACUGUUAUUCUGAAGUGUUACCAAUGUUUUAUGAUCAUCACCAUGUUGUUAGUUUAUGGCUAAUUAUUGCAAAUAUGACCCAUUAUACAAUGAUGAAAUGAUAUGAUACAGUACGAUAUACAUAAUGAUAUACGCUACAAUGACAAAAACACUUUUCUUCAUCAAUAGCAAACCAGUACAAUUGCGAUUUGAUGUAACGGUAACGGAAAAAUGAACAAUGCUGAUAAUGUCUAAAUUGUUUCUUGUUUUAAAAAAAUGAACCUAUUUUGACCAAUCUGUAAAAAUGAUAUGGAUAUAUUCUAAAGUGUCAAUGAAAACAAAUUGCAAGUAUGUCCGACCUUGAAGAGACUUAAGACACACGCACACACACACACACACACACACACACACACACACACACACACACACACACACACACACACACACACACACACACACACACACACACACACACACACACACAGACACAGACACAUGGACAUACGGACAUAUGGUACACGGAAAUAUACACACACGACAUACACACGAGACACUAGUAUAAUUCUUUGAACAUGUUUCAGUGAAAAGUGGCAUUAAAAUGAGUUGGUUCUCUGCCUCAA
Messenger RNA from Engraulis encrasicolus (European anchovy), 4531 nucleotides. It is a transcript of the gene ctdspla, whose product is annotated as CTD (carboxy-terminal domain, RNA polymerase II, polypeptide A) small phosphatase-like a. The coding region runs from base 572 to 1396 and encodes 274 amino acids. Gene Ontology annotation, molecular function: RNA polymerase II CTD heptapeptide repeat phosphatase activity. The record is from RefSeq and is a predicted model, not a curated record. The transcript has 8 exons. Lineage: Eukaryota; Metazoa; Chordata; Actinopteri; Clupeiformes; Engraulidae.